Histoplasma mississippiense is the source of this 1599-nucleotide messenger RNA. Its product is annotated as siderophore iron transporter mirC. The coding region runs from base 1 to 1599 and encodes 532 amino acids. Gene Ontology annotation, biological process: siderophore transmembrane transport. Gene Ontology annotation, molecular function: siderophore-iron transmembrane transporter activity. NCBI's taxonomy places the organism in Eukaryota, Fungi, Ascomycota, Eurotiomycetes, Onygenales, Ajellomycetaceae. The transcript is spliced from 5 exons. The record is from RefSeq and is a predicted model, not a curated record.
AUGAAUCAGCAGACCUCGAUCAACUCUUACGGUACAUGCGAAUCCCAACCUACAAUGGCGACAGAGGAUGAGGGCGUGGGAUUGCUAUAUGCAGAGCCCAUGGAGGCACCGCCAGCAGAUCGUGAUGGCGAUGGCACCUGUUACGAUGGCCAUGACCGAAGAGGUGGUGGGAGAUAUACUUCCUCUUCAUCGAGUUCCGUCCAAGAGGGUGUACGCAAGAUUGAGGCCAUUAGCAAGACGUGGACGCACAAGUCAUUGAUAAUUGCAUAUAUUGGAAGGCCAGACGGUUUUGUCUUUGUCAGCAUAUGCAACGAGCUCCUUCAGCAAGCAUUCGUUAAUAUCAACAGUUCUGGUCGUCCAGAAUCUGUCGUGAAACCUCCGAUGGCGAAGGUCGCCGAUGUAUUUGGUCGAUUCGAGGCAUUUUGCAUUGCAGUUUCUAUUUACGUCCUUGGAUAUGCCCAGAUGGCAGCGUCAAGUAAUGUACAAACUUAUGCAUCGGCGCAGCUAUUUUACUCCGCCGGCUCGACGGGGUUGCAAAUCCUCCAACAAGUUUUCAUUGCAGAUACCAGCUCUUUACUUAACCGAGCGCUCUUCUCCAGCAUGCCGGAUCUACCAUUCCUGGCCACCGUGUGGAUUGGGCCCAUGAUCGCUGCAGCCAUCCUCCGCGAAACCUCAUGGCGUUGGGGAUAUGGGAUGUGGACAAUCAUCCUGCCCGCCGCAUUUCUUCCGUUGGCCUUGUCUCUUUUCCUGAACCAGAAGAAGGCUCGGAGACUAAAUCUCCUCAAACCCCGGCCAUGGAAAGCGCACCGCUUCACCAUGGCAUUCUAUUGCUCGGUGCAGCCCUACCUCUACUCCUUCCUUCAAGUCGUCCAGGGCCAAUCUGUCACCACAGCCGGUCGAGUAACUCAAACCUUCUCUUUUACAUCAACAAUAUCCGCCGUCUCCGUCUCAUUCGUAAUAAGAGCAACCAGACGAUACCGACGUUUCGUCGCCGGGGGUUGCUGCAUCUACAUAGCUGGCCUUGCCCUCAUGUUCUUCUUCAACAAAGAGGGCACCUCCACUACAUCGACAUUUAUCAUUCAAACCGUCAUCGGACUUGGUGCUGGCCUCCUCAACGUCCCCGUCCAGCUAGGUGUACAAGCCUCUGCGAACCAUCAAGAUGUCGCUGCGGCAACAGCCAUGUUCCUCACAUCGUUAGAAAUGGGUGGAGCGGUGGGAUCAGCCAUCUCGGGGGCUGUGUGGACUAGCUCUAUCCCGAAGAAACUGUCCUUGUACCUCCCUGCUGAGAGCCAGGGCGAUGCAAAGGAGAUUUUCGGCAAACUUACCAAGGCGCUUUCGUACCCCCUGGGUUCUGCGACGAGAAUCGCUAUCAAUCGUGCAUACGAUGAGACGUUCCGCAAACUUCUGGCGAUUGCCGUCUGUUUGACUAUUCCGCUUAUUCCGCUUAGUUUGCUCAUGGUGGAUUAUAAAUUAGAUAAUAUGGAUUCUGUCGUAAAAGGCGAAGCACUCAGACAUGACGAGGAGGGAGAUAGGUUGAUCUCUUGUCCUACAGGCUCUGAAAGACCCGGCUCCAGCUCCUGUCACAGAAGCCACUUGUGA